CAGAUGUGAGCUUCGUUCCGAGUAUCAUCUUCAGAGUCGGGCAGAGUGCCAGCUCGCAGAAAGUGCCACGACUCCAAAAGUCAGUGGUGAUUGUGAAGUACUGAAGUUUUAACCGCAGGAUCAGGAUUAGGACGGUCAGGACUAGGCAACGAUGGAUGUUUACGACCCUCAAACUCUGGGCAUCGUGGUGUUUGGUGGCUUCAUGGUAUUUUCUGCCAUCGGCAUCACACUUGUAUCAACUUUUUCCAUGAAGGAAAUGUCUUUCGAGGAAGCUUUAGCCAAACAACGACAAGAAUCAGGUAAGACUCAACCCCAACGUGCAGACAAGAAGAAAAAGGCAUCAGAAAAGAAAAGCAAGGCCAAGAAGAAGGAAGAGAAACCAAAUGGGAAGCUUCCUGAAUCUGAGGCCGAGUCAGGCUCUGAAGCUGUCAUUGAGCAUAUCGAGCCCGAACAGUUACCCAAAGUGGAGCCAGAACCCCAACCCGAACCUAAACCUGUGCCUGUUGCUGGGCGGGAAAUGAAUCCCAACCCAGCUGUUCCUGAGCCUAAAGCUAUUCCCCAGCCAUCUGCUCCCAAACCUGAGGUUGUUAAGUGUUUUGCCCCUGCUGUUGUAAGUGCCGAAGCUGCUCCACUUGCUCCAUCCCAGAAGGAGAAAAAGAAGAAGAAGGUUGCCAAGGUGGAACCAGCCCCUGUCAAGCCCAUGGAGGUUCCAGAGGUCACAGUAAAGGAGGUGCCAAAUGUUGCGGAGGUGAAAGUAGAAGCAAAAAUUGUCUCUGAAGUUGCUGCUCUCCCAAAGGUUGAGGAACCUAAAACUGAAGGUCCAACCAAGAAGAAAUCAAAGAAAAAGUCUGAGCCAGUGGUUCCUGUGGAGACGCUUGACACCCCCCAGCAGUCACCAUUCAAAAUUCUGAUUUCCAGUCUGAACAAUGCUUCAUUUAGUGAACCUGAAAUGCAGAAACUUAUUGAGAUCAUCAGCAAGAAGGCAGGAAAGGACUCCUGGCAAUUGGCAUCUCAGAAGGGCGACCCAUUGGCGGCAUUGAAGAAGCAGCUGGAAGAGAAGGAGAAGCAGUUAACAGCUGAGCAGGAAAACGCAGCUGCAGCAAAGACCCGUGUCCAUGAGCUUACCAAGGAGCUGAACUCUGCAAGGAACAAGAUGACAUCCGUAGAGACCCGCAUGAGCUCCGAGUUAAGUGCCCGUGAACAGAGGAUCGCAGCUCUGCAGGCCAGCCUGCAGGAGCGCCUGAAAGCAUCCCUCCAGGAGCAUGUCCUCGAGAAACAGCAGCUCAACAGCAAGAUCCAGAGCCUGCAAGAGCAGUUAGAAAAUGGACCAACCGCUCAGCUGGCCCGUCUGCAACAGGAGAACUCCAUUCUCAGAGAUGCCCUCAACCAGGCCACAAGUCAGGCGGAGAGCAGGCAGAAUGCAGAGUUGGCCAAGCUGCGUCAAGACUGUUUACAUCUCAACCAAAAGUUGAACGAGCGUACAGUCGCACAGCAUGCCGAGGAAGACCGCAGGAAGGCUCUGGAGGCCAAGAUGGCUGCCACUGAAGAACAGCUAACACAUACAAAAGUGUCUCGUGUGGACGGAGAACAAGCUCUGCAGCAAAAGUUAGAUCGAGUCAGCGAAGAACUUCGGCAGGCUCAGAACAGCAGCAACACCCUACAGACUCAACUAGACACAGUUAAAGAGCAGGUCAAGAUCGUUGAUGAGCUACAGGAGCGUAUGCGCGUUACAGAAGCAGAGCUACAGGACAAGUGCAAAGAGCUGGAGACUAUGAGAGAACAGUUGUCUCAGACACCAAAAGAGACUCAGACUGACAAUUCAGAGGAGGUUCAACAGUUGAAGAGCAGUCUGAAAGAAAGGGAGGAUCAGCUGACAUCACUGGAGGCAGAGCUUAGUCAGUUAACAGAGGAGCUUGACACUAUAAAGAAUGCCACGGGGACUCACACAAGCGCCAACAACAUUGAAGCAGAGCAACCAUUUGAGAAUUUGGAAAAGGACGCUCGAAUGAUCUCACUGGAGGAGGCUCAGCAGCUGAAAGAAGAGAUGGAGCGAAUGAAGACCAAGAGCAAUGAACUGAGGGAGAAGAACUAUGCUGCAGUGGAGGCACUGGCUGCUGCUGAACGGUUGGGUGAAGAAAGAUUUAGUCAAGCCAGGGCUGCACAGAGUGAGGCAGAACAGCAGCUAAACUCCUUCCAGAAUGAUGCCACAAACGCACUUCAGACUCUUUUUCCUCAGGUCGCUAUAGAAACGCAUCAGAGUAACUGGCUGGAGGCGUUUACACAUGAAGCACAGGCGUCCCUCACUCACAUACAACAGAUUCCAGAAGUAUCAAGCUCAGAACUGACGGAACUACAACAGAAGCUUGUCCAAUCAGAGGAGAGGGGGCGGUUACUGCAGGCUGAGUGUGAAAAGCACAAAUCGACUCUCAAUGAAACGGAAAGCAUGCUGAAGGCAUUGCAAAAGAGUGUAGGGGAAGGAGAGCUGGCAUGGAAGUCAAAGAUCUCAGAUGCAGAAGAGCAAAGACUGGCGACCCUGGAUCGGGUGAAGGACCUGGAGGAGACGAUAGAGAGAAUUAAAGCCGACACACAGGACACAGAACAGCUGAAGGGUCAGGUGAUGCUGAUGGAAGCACAGCUGGAGAAACAGCUGGAGUCCAUAACCAUCAGUCAGACAUAUGAAGAAGAGAUGUCUCAGCUGAAGACAUUGUUAUCAGAAGCUCACAGUCAGCUGAUGUCCGCCAAAGCAGAGGCACAGGAGCAAAAAGCAGAACUUUCAUUGGUCAGACAGAAGCUACAAAAGGUCACACAGCAUAUACAGAAUGAGGACACCACACGGUUUACUCAGGCACAGAUGCAACUGGAAGAAGCCACAAAUAAACUUCAGACAGAGGAGAACACUAGACAGCAGCUGACAAGCGAUUAUGAACAGGUGCAGAAGUGUGUGAGGGAUCUCGAGGCCAAGCUAGAAGAGCUCAAAGCUCCUGGAGACGGACCAAAUGAAGAUCUAAAGGAGAGACUGGAAAAGGAGAUGAAAUUGACACAAGACCACAACCAGGCGGCCACUAAACUGCAGGAUCUCUUGAAGAUCACUCAGGAAGAACUGACCAAAGAGAAGGAGACUGUAAAGACCCUGCAGGAGCAGAUACAGGGCAAGGAAACUGAGGAGUCAAAAGAAGGGACAUCUGUCUGAUCAAAGAGUCAAGCAAAGCAGCCCUUAAUUGUUCUUAUGUAUUAUUUUGUAUUCUCUGCUACUGUAGCAAACAUGAUGAUUGUUACGAAAUGAUGCUUGUAAAGGAGCAUUUUCUAUUUUGUUGGAGUCCAUACUAGGUCACUAAAACCCAUCACCUCCUGCAAAACCGUUUUCAGUGUUAAAAAGGAGAAGUGUUCGUGAGAAAGACACAUGGCUUGUGCAAUCACUCUUUUUAUCUUUUGUUUGCAUGUUUUCAUGGGAAGAAACAUUUCAUAAUGCCACAACUACUUGCAUGUUGUUGUCGGUUGCUAAAAAUGUGAUAAGAUAAUAAAAAAGUUCACGUGA
Triplophysa dalaica is the source of this 3535-nucleotide messenger RNA. RefSeq names its product ribosome binding protein 1b (gene rrbp1b). Gene Ontology annotation, biological process: protein transport. The record is from RefSeq and is a predicted model, not a curated record. Gene Ontology annotation, cellular component: endoplasmic reticulum membrane. Lineage: Eukaryota; Metazoa; Chordata; Actinopteri; Cypriniformes; Nemacheilidae.